This is a messenger RNA of Misgurnus anguillicaudatus (oriental weatherfish), 1654 nucleotides long. RefSeq names its product C-C chemokine receptor type 5. The record is from RefSeq and is a predicted model, not a curated record. Gene Ontology annotation, molecular function: C-C chemokine binding; C-C chemokine receptor activity. Gene Ontology annotation, cellular component: membrane; external side of plasma membrane. Lineage: Eukaryota; Metazoa; Chordata; Actinopteri; Cypriniformes; Cobitidae. Gene Ontology annotation, biological process: calcium-mediated signaling; positive regulation of cytosolic calcium ion concentration; cell chemotaxis.
AUUAUUACACGGCUCUCUAAAAUGCUUGAUUCUGAUUGGCCAGCCAAAACAUUUCAAGAUUCCUUCUUUAACUACUCAAAACUAAUAACACACGGCUGCAAAUCAUAACAGGACCACUUCACAACCUCUUUGGACAGAGAUGGCUACCCCCAGUCUCGAUUACAUGAAUGGACAUGAAUUGUCCAGUUUGCAUGGACCAGUUAUUGAUGAACCAAUCACAUCUCCCUUAUAUGACUAUGGGGACUACUACAAUGAAGGUGUUGAUCCAUCAAUGUUAUCCUGUGAUUAUGGAGUUCAUGCAUCCAGCAUCCUGCCUGUGUUAUACUCUCUGUUCUUCGUGAUGGGCCUGCUGGGUAACCUGCUGGUGUUAUGGGUGAUGUUGAUGGGUGUAAGGCUGAAAAGCAUGACUGACAUCUGUCUCCUGAACUUGGCUUUAGCUGAUCUGCUGCUGGUCUCCUCUCUUCCAUUCCUGACUCACUAUGCCAGAGAUCAGUGGGUCUUUGGAGGCGCCAUGUGCACCAUGGUUUUAGGCGUCUAUCACAUUGGAUUCUACAGUGGGAUUUUCUUUGUUGUACUGAUGAGUGUUGACAAAUAUUUAGCUGUGGUUCAUGCUGUGUUUGCUUUGAAAGACAAUACAAAGAUAUAUGGGAUCUUAGCCAGUGUGGUCAUCUGGAUCAUUGCUGUUGCAGCAUCGUUUCCUGAGCUUAUUUACCUUGAAAUCAGUAAACACAAUAAUAAAACAUACUGUCAGUCUUAUCCAACAGAUGAUCACAACUCUCACCAUUAUGCAAACACUGUUGGUAUCAUUAAGAUGAAUGUUUUAGGAUUAAUUAUUCCACUUUGUGUAAUUGGAUUUUGUUACUCAAUGAUUCUUCGCAGACUCUUAGCAGUUCGCUCUUCCAGGAAACAGGCCGUGAGACUUGUCAUUGUAGUGAUGGUUGUCUUCUUCUGCUGUUGGGCUCCAUAUAAUAUUGCAGCUUUUGUGAAAGCAUUGGAGCUAAAUAAACUCAUAGAGCCAUCCUGUGAAAAAAGCAAAGCAAUCACUCUUAGUCUUCAGAUCACAGAAGCUCUGGCUUACUCACACAGCGGCCUGAAUCCCAUUCUCUAUGUGUUUGUAGAAGAGAAAUACAGGAGUUACCUUUUCAAACUCAUGAACAAAACACCCAUCAUCAGAUUACAGUACAUGAGGAGAUAUCUUACACAGGCUACAGGAUCCGUUUAUUCACAGACUGCCAGUGUGGAUGACAGAUAUACUACACCAGUGUGAUUGAAAUAAAUCCCCAAAUACCAUCAAAAGGCACCUGCUUGAUAGUUGGUGGGAGGAGUUUAAGGGAAAUUUUACAUUCCUUUUGUGAGUUAUUUUACUUUGGCAUUCAGUAAGUGAAUUUUUAUGGUUCUGGUCAGAGUAGGAUUUAAAUAGUUGGUUAGUUGUGCAAUUGCCUUCAAUACGUAUUGUAUGGCUUUCUUCAAACAUGCUAGAAAUAUGAUCUCAACCAUAAUUAAACUGAAUGAUAUGUGUUUAAAGCCUUAAAUAACUUCUGCUUUUAGUCUUAUUCAGUGUUUAUGCUCAAUAAUAAUGAAUGAUUAUUAAGAGAUUGUUUCAGUCUGAAGUCACAAUGACAGAUGGGAUUUCAAGAAUUGUUUGUAGGUCUCA